AUGAAGGUCGAAGCGAGACAAGAAAACAAUCGCGUUGACGUCACAACGUCGUCUACUUCUCCAGCUGACACAGUUGAGAUUGAGACAAGACUCGAAGAGUUUUUCCUGCACGCGAAACAAUUGGAGCAGCUAUUUCUGAACGACAAUGUGGAGAGUUUGUCCUCGGUAAGUAUGAAAGUAUCUCGAGACAACGUAAAGGUGGAGAGAGAGCGCUUGGAAAAGGCAGUCGAUCGACAGGAACAAAGCGAAUUGGAGCUAGAAAUUUUAAACCUUGAAGCUGAGCUGGCAGAGAAAAAUGACUUGAUUGAGAAAUAUACGGAGAUAGUGCGAGGUUGGGAAGGGAAGUUUAAGCGAUUAGAUCAUCGUAUGUCGCCUGACAGAGAGUAA
Molecule: messenger RNA, 387 nt
Organism: Peronospora belbahrii
Lineage: Eukaryota; Oomycota; Peronosporomycetes; Peronosporales; Peronosporaceae
Source: the annotation of a GenBank genome assembly